AAAAAAAAAAAAAAAAAAAAAAAAAAUUUAGCGACUUGUGAGACUGGACCAGACAGGACAUGUUUUAUAAAUAAAAUAAUAAAACAAUGAAUCAAACUGAUUUUAAAAAAAAAGACUGUACAGUUGUAGAGACAGUAUGAUAAGGCGAUUCAUUUUCAGUUUUUUUUUUAAAUUAAAUGUUAAAAUACAUUACAAACAUGAGGUUUUCUAGGUUUACUUCAACAAAAGUAAUGCUCACAUUAAGUAUCAUUUUCAGUUUAGAUGACGUGAUACUUCUUUCUCCACUGAUGCUCUCUAACCGAUUACAAACUGCUGUAAAGACGCAGCUUUAAACUCCUCUGGGUUUACUCACUGUGUGCGCGCUCCCGCGUAACCGAGGGAUAUACGCGCGCCCGCCCGCUUAUUACGAGCUGUGAGUCCACGCGGUAAAGCUGAUGCCAGUCGCCAUAGCGACAAGACCCCGGAAAUACACCACAACCUGCCGUUGGUGAUCAGCUUACUGCACGUUUAUCUGUCGCUUCGUUUAUCAGAGAGGGACUCUGUUUGUUUGUUUGUUUGUUUGUUUGUUUGUUUAUUUGUCUGGUCAAUAAACAUGUCGGAGCCUGAAGAGGAGCUGCAGGGAGAGCAGCGAGACAGCACGAAGAAGAAGAAGAAAGAGAAACGGAGCGGGAAGAAGAAGAAGAAGCAGAAGGAGAAGCGGGAAGAAGAAGAAGAGGAAGAAGCACAGCAGCAGGUGGAGGAAGAUGAUGAGGAAGAGCACAGUGAGUGUGUUGUGCUGCGUGGGAUCUUCAAACUGGGGAAGAAGAGUCAUGACGUACUGCUCACCCGAACCAGACUGACCUGGACCCCCAUCACCCCCGAGAACCCCACAGGUGAGGCGUGCGUGCUGCAGCCAGGUGUGAUGCUGCUACAGGACGUGUUUGCAGUGAAGGUGAAGCGGCGGCGAGCAGCGGGCCAGGAGUCCGGGGGAGCUGUGCUCGGUGUGGCUCUGUUCUGCUGCAGGAGGAAAGGGAGGAGGCUGGAGGAGGACACGCUACACCUCCACAAUGCCUCUGCCGAGCACACAAACACCUGGUACAACACCCUGAAGGAGCUGCUCACAGGGUUCAGCAGUCGGCCCAGGUAUCUGAAGGUGUUCAUCAACCCCAGCAGCCACAAGAAGGAGGCUGUUCACAUCUACAGAGAACAUGUGGCUUCGCUCUUCAAGAUGGCGGACGUCCGCACCGACAUCACCGUGACAGAGAGGAAGGGUCAUGCUCUCUCAGUGAUGAAGGAAUGCAAGCUGGAUGAAUAUGAUGGGGUGGUGUGUGUUGGGGGGGACGGCUCGGUGGCAGAGCUGUGUCACGCCCUGGUCCUCAGAGCUCAGCUGGAUGCAGACUCUCCAGAGAAACCAGUGAAACCAGUGCUUCCACUGGGGAUCAUUCCUGCUGGCUCUACAGAUGUGGUUUCCUGUUCUGUCCAUGGAGUCAGAGAUCCAGUCACUGCAGCCCUGCACAUCGUCCUGGGUCACCUGCAGCAGGUGGACAUGUGCAGCUUCUCCUCUCUCGGACAAUUGGUGUGUUUUGGUUUCUCCGCCAUGUUUGGCUUCGGUGGGCGCAGCUUAGCACGGGCAGAGAAGAAGAGGUGGAUGCCAUCAUCACGACGACGAGAGUACGCUCUGGUGAAGACUCUGGCUAGACUAAGACCAGAGGACUGUCAGCUGUCUUUCCUACCAACGAAGAAGUCAACCACGAAUCUGUUUGAACGUCGAAACCAGGAUCAGGACCUGGACCAGGAUCCAGAUUCAGAGGGGGAGGAGUCCUGGACGACCAAUCAGGGGCUGUAUCUGAGCGUCAGCAUCAUGUCCAUCCCCUGCCUGAGUCCACAUGCUCCUCGAGGCCUGGCUCCCAACACCAGUUUGGCAAAUGGCAGCGCGGCACUGAUCGCAGUGGGAAACACUUCCAGGUCAGAGUUCGUCAAACACCUGAAGAGAUACAGCAGCUCCAGCGGACAGUUCAGCUUCUCUUUCGUGGAAACGCACGCCGUGUCAGCAGUGAGGAUCCGCCCCCGUUCAGUGAUUGGCUUAUCGGAGGAGGAGAGCGAGGAGGAAGGCGACUCCAAAACAAAACCCAUCAUCCAAUCAGAGGGAGCCGCCUUCCCCUGGAAUAUCGACGGAGAGCUGGUGGAGAUUGCUAACGAAGUGCUCAUCAGGGUACACCCACGGCUCAUCACUUUGUACGGGGAGGAAGUGGACGAGGCUGAGUCGACUAUUUCCUGCAGCUGCAUCUGAGUCCAGCUGAAGGCGCUGUGUUUGUUUGUUGGGAUCAAAACACGUUGCCAUGGUAACCACAAUGCAUAAACAGUGGCCUCUAGGUCAUUACGGUUUCCAUGGCGAUUGUGAACUAAUAUUGAACUUUCAUUCAAAGAAGCAAAGACUCAGAAAUAGAAAGUUUUGCAUCUUCCUGCUGCUGCAACAAUUUAUUUUUUUUCUCACAUUAUUGCAACUUUAAUAAUCACUAUCUUAAAUGAUAUGCUACUGUCACUCCAAUCGUUGAGCAUAACGAUUCAUAUUUUAUAUUCAAAUGAAUGUUUAUAUUUUUCCAUAUUUUAAUUACCAGCUUUUCUCACUUGACUUGACUUUAAUAUUUGUUGCAUAUUUUUUUAUUACAAGUUUAAUUUUUUGUUUUAUCUCGUCCAGUUUCUGGUUGUGCAUGUGUUGCAGCAACAACACUGCUGCAGAACCAGAAAGGAUGACUUCAUUGUGUCUAAAGACUGUAAAAGUUUUAUAUGUGAAUAUAACAGAUAACUGUUUUUAUGUUGAAGUUCUUUGAGGCUUUGUUUAGAGAUAAGAGAUUUUUAGAGUAACUGCUGUGAUCAAGAUGAGAGAGAAACAUGUACAAGUUGUUGUUUAAAUAGAAAAUAAUUUUAAUAGAAAAGUGUUGAUAAAAGCAGUGAGACUCUCCAGUGCAGAACAAGUUCACAAAAACAAUAACAAACUAAUUCAUUAAAAUAUUAAAAACUUC
Messenger RNA from Seriola aureovittata, 3002 nucleotides. RefSeq names its product ceramide kinase-like (gene cerkl). The record is from RefSeq and is a predicted model, not a curated record. Gene Ontology annotation, molecular function: kinase activity. Bases 593 to 2269 code for a protein of 558 amino acids. Lineage: Eukaryota; Metazoa; Chordata; Actinopteri; Carangiformes; Carangidae. The transcript is spliced from 14 exons.